This is a messenger RNA of Carica papaya (papaya), 1337 nucleotides long. Its product is annotated as RNA polymerase Rpb7 N-terminal domain-containing protein. Gene Ontology annotation, biological process: transcription initiation at RNA polymerase III promoter; DNA-templated transcription. NCBI's taxonomy places the organism in Eukaryota, Viridiplantae, Streptophyta, Magnoliopsida, Brassicales, Caricaceae. Gene Ontology annotation, cellular component: RNA polymerase III complex. The record is from RefSeq and is a predicted model, not a curated record.
UGUCUUCUGGUGCAACAAAACUCUUCCAAUAGAACCAGAAGAAAAGCAAAAUACAAAGAAAACACAGUAAAACCCAAGAGAAGGAAGUAAGAGCGAGUGUAGAAAAAAUCAAACCCAAAAGACGUAGACUCCAUGAGAAAAAAACCCAUGAGAGGAAAAGACUUUGUUAGUACUUAAAUAGAAUUAAAUAUUUUGAAGCCCAGUCAAAUGUUGAGUCAAAUUUUCCUGGCCGCCUCUUUCUUCACCCUUCAUCUUCUCCUUAUUCACCCUCUGGAUCACUUCUCUGAAGCAGUAGAACCCAUUUAAACGCAAAAAUCCAGAAUCCCAAAAAUCCCUCCUUUGCUCCCCAUAGAACCCAAAAAACCCCAGCCAAGCGCCUCCCUUCUCAGCUCUGGGUAUCAGAAAUCUAGACAACUCUCUGUCUGGUUCUUGGGUAAAAUUCUUAGCCACUAUCGGUUCUUCUAUCCAAAAUCUGACACCCAAAGUACCAAGCCCCUCCUCUAUGUCUGCAAAAAUCGAUCUCCCAAAAGCGUGUCUUUCUGUCUUGUACACCGGAGCCAGUCCCCCUUCAUCCACCACCGUUGGAUUGCUCAGUUUUUGAGAUUUUAGAGAGACCCCAAAUUUUAUCGUGCUACUUAGUUUAAGUCCUCGAGCGCGCACAUACAGAGUGACAACUUGAACGGUCGCUGAACUCUGAAGGUUCAAAUGUUCAAACUUAGCAAAGUUGAGCACACAUUUCGUUUGCCGCCUCAUCUACUUAGCCUCGCUCUUGAAGAAGCUAUCAAGUUAGAACUGGAAAGUCUUUUCUUAGAUAAGGUUAUUGCAAAUUUGGGACUUUGUAUAUCUGUAUAUGAUAUUCAAUCCAUUAAAGGAGGGUUUAUCUUUCCUGGAGAUGGUGCUUCAACCUAUACGGUUGUUUUCAGACUAAUUGUUUUCCAACCAUUUGUUGGAGAGAUUAUUGCUGCAAAACUUAAAGAAUCUGAUGCGAAGGGUUUGCGCUUGACACUAGGAUUUUUUGAUGACAUAUACGUACCUGUCCAUCUUUUGCCAAAUCCUAGCAGUUUUAAGCCAGAUUCCAAUAAUAGGAAUUAUGUAAGAUGGGUAUGGAACUAUGGUGGUGGCGAUUUUAUUAUUGACGGGAUAGAUCAGAUUAAAUUUCGAGUUCACAGCGUCACGUAUCCUCCAAUUCCAGUUGAGCAACCGGAGCAAUCGAAGCCUUUUGCACCUAUGGUGGUUACUGGAUCAAUUGAUUAUGAUGGACUGGGUCCAGUUUCAUGGUGGGAGGAUGUGAUGGAAGUUGAGGAAUCCUGAGCUUUGCUGAUGGGAACAUGCACAAA